CGCGCGGACACACACAGCACCGAGCAGCUCGAGACUCCGGCGACAUGGAGCGGACCGGAGCCGCUUCCUGCGUGUGACGCCGCCGCCGUGCAGUGACCGGAGGACCGCCGCCGCCACCGGAGCCGCUCCGGUUCUCCGCCCGGGUGAUGACGACCUCCCAGCGCUGAGGACGCCUCCGCACAGCUCCCAUCCCUCCCAGUCGUUUCAAACAUGGACUCCUCCGGGGGUCUGACCUCGGUCCAGGACGGUCACCUGGAGCCCAGGAGCAGCCCGGGGCGCUCGGACCUCAGUGGACUGUACCACCUGGGCCGGACGCUGGGCCGGGGGCACUUCGCCGUGGUCAAACUGGCCCGACACGUCAGCACGGGGCAGCUGGUGGCCGUCAAGAUGAUCGACAAGACCAAGCUGGACGUGAUGGCGACGAGCCACCUCUUACAGGAAGUGAGGUGCAUGCGGCUGGUGCAGCAUCCCAACGUGGUGCGUCUCUACGAGGUCAUCGACACGCCCACCACCCUCUACCUGGUGAUGGAGCUGGCCGAGGGCGGCGACCUCUACGACUACAUCCUGCGCCACGAGGGCGGCGUCGCCGAGGCCACCGCCAAGCGCCACUUCGCCCAGAUCGUGCGCGCCGUCUCGUACUGCCACCAGCUCCACGUGGUGCACCGCGACCUGAAGCCCGAGAACGUGGUGUUCUUCCCCCAGCAGGGCGCCGUGAAGCUCACGGACUUCGGCUUCAGCAACCUGUUCCAGCCGGGGACGAUGCUCGCCACCAGCUGUGGGUCGCUGGCGUAUUCGGCUCCGGAGAUCCUGCUGGGCGAAGAGUAUGACGCUCCAGCUGUGGAUAUCUGGUCUCUGGGGGUGAUUCUGUACAUGCUGGUCUGCGGCGUCCCUCCGUUCCAGGAAACCAACGACAGCGAGACUCUGGUGAUGAUCCUGGACUGUCGGUACUCCGUCCCCGAGCACGUCUCACACGACUGCAGAGAUUUGAUCUCCAGGAUGCUGCAGAAGGAUCCGUCCCGUCGGGCCUCUCUGGAUGAGAUCGAGGCCCACCUCUGGCUGCAGGGGCUGGACGACGCCUUGCUCAGCCCCGAGGCUCCUCCAUACUGGCUCUCGGGGGCUCUGUCUCCCAGCUCUCCCCGCUCAGGAGUGCCCGAGUGUGGGGACCUGCUCGCCGCCAGGCCCCCGAACCAGCUGCCGUUCCCCGGAACCUGGCAGCCGAGCCUCAGCUUCACCCUCCGUCCGGCUCCGGCCGAAGAGCCUCCGGUCGCCAAGAACCUGCCGGCUCUGCAGCAGAUCUGUGAGGAGGAGGAGGAGGAGGAGGAGGAGGAAGAGGAUGAGGAGGAUGAGGAUGGAGGAGACAGUCAAGAGUGCAGGGACGAGGAAGCAGAGAUGGAGGAAGUGAUUUCAGACCAGCCGGUGAGUCACGGGGAGCAGCCGCCCGCUCAGACGCCGGAGCUGCCUCCGUCGUCGCCGCCUGGUUUGGGGGUUCGGUGCUGUCAGGGGCAGCCGGACCUCCAGCAGCAGCAGCAGCAGGAGGGUCAGGACGAGGAGACGGAGCCCAACAACAACACCAACAAACCGGCUCCCGUCCUCCCCGCCUCCGACUCCCGCCGCUCCUCCGUCUCCUCCGGCAGCCUGCAGAAGACGGCGGCGGACGGCGAGCGGGACGAGCGAGCGGGAGACCGAGGCGACGUCCAGACGGAGAGACGUCCGAGCCACGAGAGCGCCCCGCGGGCCGAGAAGCGGCACAGCGUCAAGCUCCGCGAGAGACUCUUCCAGUUCCCGCUGUGCGAGAAAGCUCUGGCCUUCAACAUCCCGGCGCACAACAAGCCCAAGAUCCUGCCGCUGGCUCAGUACAACUGCUGCCACGUCCUGUAGGCCGAGCCGUCCGGAGGCCUUCCUGCCGGUUCUCUGGCGUCGGACUGAAGGCGGCGCGGUAGAAACUCGUCCACUCGCUGCCGUGUGCGGAACCGUAGCGUGAACACAAGACUGGACCUGCAGAGGAGCGAAGGACUGGACAGGUUUUAUGGAAUAAGCUAAACGGUGUUUGUUUGAAGGUGCCUACUACGAUAAACCACGACUGCAGCGCUGAGCAGAUCCAGAACGUUUCAGAUUUAUUAUUCAGAAUAAACUUUAAACUAGAGCUGCAA
Molecule: messenger RNA, 2150 nt
Organism: Stegastes partitus (bicolor damselfish)
Lineage: Eukaryota; Metazoa; Chordata; Actinopteri; Pomacentridae
Product: serine/threonine-protein kinase SRK2H-like
Exons: 5
Coding region: 211-1878 (555 amino acids)
Biological process (GO): intracellular signal transduction; protein phosphorylation
Cellular component (GO): cytoplasm
Molecular function (GO): protein serine/threonine kinase activity; ATP binding
Source: RefSeq, a predicted model, not a curated record